UAGAUAUAACUUCAAAUGCAACAAUUCAAAAGAUAAGCCAUAAAUAAUAGGUACACCUAAACUUAACUGGAGUGCAUUCAAUGAACUCUGUGCUUUAAAACAGCCCAAUAUCAUGACGUCAUUACGUUAUCAAUUACAAUACUUAAAUAGUUGAAUUUAACAAAUGAGCCGAGGCCUAUUGACAGCUCUGAACUAUCUAUUAAUAUCAUAUCAGGUCUGUGAGAUAUGCAGCUUGUUCGACUUAUAAAAGUAAGGCAAGUGCCCGCCAAUGCCAACAGUAGAGUUAACUUCGUCCAGACAAAAACAUCAGCAAGACAACAACCAUUUCGAGUACAAAUAAUGUCUGUGCCGCCAGCCACACUUGUGAUUAUUGGAGCGAGUGCAAACAAUGCACAAAGAAGACGACAACAGAAACAACAACCACAACAUAGCAAGUCCAGUGCUCAGCAGCCAGAAGGUAAAGUUCGAGAGCAGUUACCCCAACAACAACAGCAACAACAACAACAACAGCAACAAGCACAGCCAAAUGCCAAGUCAAAUAGUUGCCAAAUAAGUUAAAAGCAAAAAAAACCCAAACAUUUGGCAGCUAUCUUAUCGGUUAUCUAGCGACUAUUUGUAAGGAUUUGUGGCAUGAAAAUACAUUUGCUAUGACAUAAACAUUAGACUAUAAAUUGACGGGGUGGGGACUGUAAAAUUUUAGUUAGACGACACAGCGAAAACGCAGCGGAACGCGAGCGAAAAAUUAAAUAAAUAAAAAUGGAAAGCAGAACAACAACAACAAUUGAAGAAAUUAGCACGGAAAUAAAUGGCGCCAUAGUAAUAGAAAGUUUCGAAAUAGCAACAGUUGAGACGACGCCAACGCCAGCGAAGCGCGUGCAUCACGAACAGCAUCAUCACAAACAUCAUCAUCAUCAUCACCACCAUCAACAUCAUGAUCAAGGGCAAGGGGCAACGACAUUAACCAUAACCGAUGUUAGCGAUGGCUUGGAUAUUACGGAGACUGAGCAGCCAGAGACUGAACAGCACCACCAUCAUCAUAAAGACAAACAAGCCGAGCCUCAGUUGUCCUUGCCACCACCACUGCCCAAGUCCUCGCCACCCUAUCUAACGCCCAGCGAUGAACAGGAGCAGUUUGUGUGGAUUACUGAUUUGGAUCCGUCGCCACAGCAGCCAGCAUCAUUAACUGUAGAGCCAAAGCCGCUGGCAAUGCAGACACCACCCACGCCCAGCAGCUCAACCGGCUGUCAACCUCUCCAGACAGCAGCAGCAGCAGCAGCAGACACUGCAGUGACAGCAGCAGCAGCAGCUACUGUAAAUCAAACAGCGUUCAGCAGUGAGACUCAACUGCCGCAGCCUGCACCUGCACCUGCACCACCACCAACUGCAACCACCGAGCAGGCUGUGUGGCUAACGGAUUUGGAUGCGCCACCACAACAGACAGCGUCCUUGGUCACAGUUAAGGAGUUGCCACAACAAGCGCCAGCCGCCAACAACAGCUCUGAGUGGGUGGUGCAGUCGCUGACCGUGGCAGCAACUCCGACAGCAGCAGCAACAGCUCCAUCAGUACGCCAAACGGAGCUCAGCAUUGAGACUCAACCGAUAAAGGCCGCGCCCUUGGCAGAACCUAUGGUGCUCGUUGGCGAGGUAACUGCCGACACCAUCGAUACACGCAGAAAAUCCUACAGAGUCAGCAUGGAUUUGACUGCACCACCACUGCAGGAGCCGAAGAAACGAUGCUGUUGCCGGAUUUCCUAAGAAAAUAAACUUCUUUUUAAACUGAGCUUUUAAUAGAGCUUUACUUUAAUUAGAACUUUAAGUAACACUUAAGGCUCAUCACUUUAUCCCUUAAAAAAAAGCUUUCGAAUGGAAAGUGCAAUGUGUUAAAACGAGAGCGGCAUAGUGUGUGCUUUAAAGCUUUUUAAGUUCUAGGCAAUUUCAAUACUUCGCUUAUAUUGCACUAGAGCUUAAGCUGCAUAAUUAAAGCUGUCUAAAUUAAAGCUAUUAGCUGUCUGUAAAUACCAUAUGGCCUGCUUGAAGCUGUAAAACAUUGGAAGAGAUGAAGCACAUAAAUA
This is a messenger RNA of Drosophila montana, 2072 nucleotides long. RefSeq names its product nuclear receptor subfamily 4 group A member 3. Lineage: Eukaryota; Metazoa; Arthropoda; Insecta; Diptera; Drosophilidae. The record is from RefSeq and is a predicted model, not a curated record. The transcript has 2 exons. The coding region runs from base 757 to 1755 and encodes 332 amino acids.